Messenger RNA from Juglans microcarpa x Juglans regia, 1341 nucleotides. Its product is annotated as cysteine protease RD19A-like. Gene Ontology annotation, molecular function: cysteine-type endopeptidase activity. Gene Ontology annotation, cellular component: lysosome. The record is from RefSeq and is a predicted model, not a curated record. NCBI's taxonomy places the organism in Eukaryota, Viridiplantae, Streptophyta, Magnoliopsida, Fagales, Juglandaceae.
UACAGCCCAUACUUCAUCUCUUUCAGCCAAUGGAUCGUCGUUUCUCUCUCUUCUCUCUCUUCUUCUUGUUCGUCGUCGUCGCGGCGGCUGCGACGACGUUGUUGGAGGAGGUUGCCGUUAGCGCCUCUGAAUCCGGACCCUUCAUACGGCAGGUCGUCGACGGCUCGGAGAACCUCAACAACCCGCGGCUGGGCGCGGAGCACCACUUCGAGCUCUUCAAGCGGAGGUUCGGAAAGUCGUACAAGUCACAGGAGGAGCAUGACCACAGGUUUAAGGUAUUCCGUGCCAACCUGCGCCGCGCGCAUCGCCACCAGAGUCUGGACCCGUCGGCGACUCACGGCGUGACUCAGUUCUCCGACUUGACCCCGUCCGAGUUCCGAAGGUCUUUCUUGGGUCUCAGGAGUCGCCUCAGGCUGCCCUCCGAUGCCAGCAACGCUCCGAUUUUGCCGACCGAAGAUCUUCCUACCGAUUUUGAUUGGAGAGAUCAUGGAGCUGUAACCGCCGUCAAAAAUCAGGGUUCGUGCGGAUCAUGCUGGAGUUUUAGCACAACUGGGGCCUUGGAAGGUGCUAACUUCCUUGCCACAGGGAAGCUUGUUAGUCUCAGCGAGCAACAGCUUGUGGAUUGCGAUCACGAGUGUGAUCCAGAGGAACCGGGUUCUUGUGAUUCUGGGUGCAAUGGUGGGUUGAUGAAUAGCGCCUUCGAGUACACACUUAAAGCUGGUGGACUAAUGCGAGAGGAGGACUAUCCUUACACAGGUACUGAUCGUGCGACCUGCAAAUUUGACAAGAGCAAGAUUGCAGCAUCAGUAUCCAACUUCAGUGUCAUCUCCCUCGAUGAAGAUCAAAUUGCUGCUAAUCUUGUGAAAAAUGGUCCUCUGGCAGUGGCCAUCAAUGCGGUGUUCAUGCAGACGUAUGGGGGAGUUUCGUGCCCAUACAUAUGCUCAAAGAGGCUAGAUCAUGGGGUGUUAUUGGUGGGAUACGGCUCUGCUGGCUAUGCUCCUGUCCGGAUGAAAGAGAAGCCAUACUGGAUUAUCAAGAACUCAUGGGGUGAAAACUGGGGAGAAAAUGGUUUCUACAAAAUCUGCAGGGGCCGCAAUAUCUGCGGAGUCGAUUCCAUGGUCUCAACGGUUGCUGCAGUGCAAACCGCCACCUCACAGUAGAGCAUGACUUAUAAUUUCUUGCGAUAUUCAUCGCCCCGCAUGCAUGUAUAUACAAGGGAUCUGGCAUAUUCUCAUGGCAACCUGAUCCUUAACUUUGUGUAGUCCUUCAAAUUCUCCCAAAACAUCCGACUGAAAUAUGUCAUUGUGUUAAUUUAAGACAAUGUUGUAUUUUUAUGUUUUA